AUGCAGCACAGCGUCCCAGAUCUGAGCGACAAGUCUUUGCUCAAGAACCAGACUUACAUCAAUGGCAAAUGGGUUAAUGCAAAGUCGGGCAAGACCUUCGAGGUCUACGACCCGGCUUCUGGGAAGCUUAUAGGCACAAUGCCGGAGAUGGACAAGGAAGAUACACAGGAAGCGAUCAAAGCUGCUGCGGCUGCGCUACCAGAGCUGAAGAAGACUACGGCACGACAACGGUCGAAGUGGCUGCGAAAGUGGUACGAUCUGAUGAUGGAGAAUGCGGAAGAUCUGGCGAAGUUGAUCACAUGGGAGAAUGGAAAGCCGAUAGCAGAUGCCAAGGGAGAAGUCAACUAUGCUGCCAACUUCUUCGAGUGGUUCAGUGAAGAGGCACCUCGAGCAUACGGCGAUACCAUCCUUCCAAGCAUUCCCGGAAACAGAGUCUUCACGAUCAAGGAGCCCAUUGGUGUUGCUGGCUUAAUCACGCCAUGGAACUUCCCAGCUGCUAUGAUCACCCGCAAGAUUGGGCCGGCACUGGCAGCAGGCUGUACCGUGGUCGCGAAGUCUCCGGGCGAGACACCGUUUACAGCUGCGGCGCUUGCUGAGCUCGCGCAUCGUGCCGGCAUUCCGCCAGGCGUGGUCAACAUCGUCACAUCACUGGAGAACACUGCAGAGGUCGGCGAGACGAUCACAUCCUCUGAAAUUGUUAAGAAAGUCUCCUUCACCGGCUCAACUCGCGUAGGCAAACUGCUCAUGAAGCAGUCGUCUGAUACGCUGAAGAAGCUUUCCUUCGAGCUUGGAGGCAAUGCGCCAUUUAUUGUCUUCGACGACGCAGACAUGGACACCGCGGUCAAUGGUGCCAUCGCGUCGAAAUUCAGAUCAUCAGGCCAGACUUGUGUCUGUGCGAACAGGAUAUACGUGCAGAAGGGCAUUUACGACAGCUUCGCAAAGGCACUGACAGAGAAAGUCAACAGUUUCAAGGUUGGUGGCGGUUACUCCGAAGGCGUCACUCAUGGACCGCUUAUCCACGAUCGCGCUGUCAGCAAGGUCGAUGCACAUGUCCAGGAUGCUAUCCAACAAGGUGGCAAAGUGCUCACCGGUGGCCAGAAGCUGCCUGACCUCGGCUCGAACUUCUACCAGCCAACUGUCAUACGCGAUAUGACUCCGAGCAUGGACUUGGCGCACGAGGAGACGUUUGGUCCAGUCGCUGGUCUAUUCCCAUUUGACACAGAGGCCGAAGUAGUGAAGCAAGCGAAUGAUUCCGAGGUUGGUCUGGCUGGCUACUUCUUCUCGAAAGAUCUCGCACGCUGUUACAGAGUUGCGGAGGCGCUUGAAGUUGGUAUGGUCGGAGUCAACACAGGUCUGAUCUCGGAUCCUGCUGCACCAUUUGGCGGCGUGAAGCAGUCUGGUUUUGGACGUGAGGGAAGCAAGUAUGGCAUUGAUGAGUAUAUGACCAUCAAGAUGGUGACGAUGGGCGGUCUAGGACAGCCGCUGCAGGGCUCAUGA
Recurvomyces mirabilis is the source of this 1497-nucleotide messenger RNA. RefSeq names its product succinate semialdehyde dehydrogenase NADP+ linked (gene UGA2). Gene Ontology annotation, cellular component: cytoplasm. The record is from RefSeq and is a predicted model, not a curated record. Lineage: Eukaryota; Fungi; Ascomycota; Dothideomycetes; Mycosphaerellales; Teratosphaeriaceae. Gene Ontology annotation, molecular function: succinate-semialdehyde dehydrogenase (NAD+) activity. Bases 1 to 1497 code for a protein of 498 amino acids. The transcript has a single exon. Gene Ontology annotation, biological process: GABA catabolic process.